Messenger RNA from Papaver somniferum (opium poppy), 570 nucleotides. Its product is annotated as keratin, type II cytoskeletal 1-like. The coding region runs from base 1 to 570 and encodes 189 amino acids. Lineage: Eukaryota; Viridiplantae; Streptophyta; Magnoliopsida; Ranunculales; Papaveraceae. The transcript has 2 exons. The record is from RefSeq and is a predicted model, not a curated record.
AUGGAAAUGAAAAGUAUUAGCAACAUGAAGGAACUUUUGAAGGGUGAUUUAGUGCCGAUUACAAAUUACAGCCAACCCUUGGGCCCUAUCUAUGUUCUUCGUGGAGGUGGAGGUGGAGGUGGUCGCGGUGGCGGUGGUGCUCGUGGUGGAGGUGGUGCUCGUGGUGGAGGCAGUCGUGGUGGUUGUUAUGAAAAGGGAAAUGGGAACAAUGUACAAGGGGGUGGAAUGAUGGUCAGGAUUAACAGACAACUUAGUCGCGGUGGUGGCGGCAGCGACGGUAGUAGCGGUGGUGGCCGAUCAUCAUCUCAUCUAAUAAUGGUAGAAGUGGUAGUGGGGCAGUUUCCAAAAAGACACCUAACACCUCAACUGGUAAUAAUAAAAAAGAACAAUAAUGGAGGCGGGACAGCUCCAAGGAGGGUACCUGUCGCAGCUCCGAGGAGGGUACCUGUCACUGGUGGAAUAUAUGGAGCUGGUGCGGCAGCUAGCCACAACAAUAAUAAUAACCAUCAUAGUGCAGGUGUGGCUGCACCUCUUGGUAUUUUUUUUUUUACUCGGUCAAAAAUGGAUUGA